This is a messenger RNA of Sitodiplosis mosellana (orange wheat blossom midge), 2328 nucleotides long. Its product is annotated as UDP-glucosyltransferase 2-like. Gene Ontology annotation, molecular function: UDP-glycosyltransferase activity. The record is from RefSeq and is a predicted model, not a curated record. Lineage: Eukaryota; Metazoa; Arthropoda; Insecta; Diptera; Cecidomyiidae. Bases 966 to 2252 code for a protein of 428 amino acids. The transcript has 5 exons.
UAAUAAAUUAUUAAUAUGUUAAUAAAAAAAUAUGUUAAUAAAUUAUUAAUAUGUUAAUAAAGUGACAGCUGUAAUAUUGUAACUAUGCACACAUAGUUCAAGCCAUUUUUGAAGCGUAAACCAUCAAGUUUCACCGAAAAUACUUUAAGAAUUCCAGACAUAUAGCCAUCCGUAUUUCCAAAAGUAAAUAAAACGUAUCAAAUAUGGUUCUACAUAAUAUGGUUAUCGAUAUUUGUCAUUAAAUAAUGUGAAAUCGCAUACAUUUGAUAUUUUCAUACAACAAAAACAAUCUUCCUUGUAGAUGACUUUAUUUCUUAUGUUUUUACCUAAGCAAGUGAUUAUUCCUCGUUAAGACGCACAACGUACCGCCAUAGCCAUACACAUAGGAAGAAACGAACGGAAGCGUACGUUGCAAGUAUUCUGUUAUGUUGUUCGCCCGUGAUUGUGUGGUGGGACGCUGAUUCAGUAUGACACAAGGCGGCAGAGAAUGUGAGACGCCCCCACGCAAAUAUUGCACGAUAAUAUCGCAAUAUCUGCCUUAUAUGAUGUUGAAAUUUUCAACUUGAAAAUAUGCGAUUUUCGAUUGUAAAAUAGUAAUAUAAUGUCAACUUCAUCGCUAUGGGUAAAAUAGAAUUUUCCACACGGUUCCUCGUAUUUGAACGGAAAAAUGGUCAAAAAUGUUUCCAAACUUCUAAACAAAACUUGUGCUAAUAUUUUGAGAUAAUUCCUAAUCGUUUACUGGUAAGAAGGAUUCAAUAAAUUUCUCUGAUUAUUAGAUGUAGUUCGAUCUAGCGAUAGUUUACUUCUUAUUGGGACACUUAGCAUUUCCUUUUAGGUUUACCAUAAACUGAGCUGUACAAUUUAUAAAUGAGAUUAUACUUUAUACGCGUUGUGUUUACGCUUUUGUAUACAAUGAGUGAGAGUCGGCCAAAAAUGGUGUGGGAGCUUUGCUAACAUACAACAGUAUGUACUUGACGUGGAGGAAUUUAAAAGUUGGCAGUAUAUUCGCGAAUGUGACAAUUUCCAGCCAAAAUCUACAGAAUUUCCUGAAAACGAAGCAACACUUCGAUGCGGUCAUUGUAGAAAUAUGCUCGAGCGAUUAUUUAAUCGGCUUUGGUCAGUAUUUCAAUGCUCCUGUCAUUGGACUUUCUCCGUAUGGUGCAACGAAAUGGACGAACGAUCUGGUUGGCAUACAAAAUUUCCCAUCCUAUGUACCAAACGUUCAUAGCCAGUUCACGGAUCGAAUGAACUUCUGGCAACGCAUGUACAACUCGGUAUCUUUCUGGUUUGAAGAAAUUGUUGCACAUUAUGACUACAUACCCGACCAGCAGAAAGUGAUGGAAACACUUUUUCCUGAAGCCAAAAAUUGGCCUUCACUUUUUGAACUCAGGAAAAACGUCUCUUUAGUGCUGUUAAACACUCACACAACUAUCGGAUCACCACGACCAUACGCACCGAAUAUUAUUGAAGUCGGUGGUAUGCAAAUUAAAAAGGAAGUCAACCCUCUACCACCGAAAAUCCAAAAAUUCUUGGACGAAGCAAAGGAUGGUGUGAUCUUUGUAUCAUUCGGUUCAUAUAUUUUACUGAGCAUGCUGCCAAAACCGCAGUUGGAUGCUAUUGUAGGUGCCCUUGGAUUGUACCCUAAUCAUCGUAUUUUGAUAAAGGACCAUGGAAACGUAAUCAUUCCUUCGCAUAAUAAAAAUGACGUUUUAAUCGAAUCGUGGGUUGAUCAACAAUCAAUACUGGCUCAUGAAAAUACAAAACUUUUUGUUACUCAUGGCGGUAUUUUGAGUACAACCGAGGCCAUUUAUUUCGGUAAGCCAAUGGUUGGCAUCUCAACUCUUUUUGAUCAGCAUCUAAAUAUGUUUUUGGCUGAACAACAUGGGUUUGCUAUCAAUGUUCCUAUUCAAUCGUUAACAGCAGGAAAUAUAGCGACAGCUUUUACAAAAGUACUUAGCGAUCCAAGCUACGCCGAACAAGCUAAGAUUACUUCAGAUAGAUUCCGCGACCAACCGCUGACUCCAUUGAAAACCGCAAUACACUGGGUCAAGCAUGUGGCUAAAAAUAAGGGUGCUCCACAUUUGAAGAGUGUUGCUGUAGAAUUGCCAUUCUAUAAAUUGUACAAUUUGGACGUUUGGGCAUUCAUUUUUAGUGUCUUAGCAUUGGUGAUAUACUGUGUGAUCAAAUUAAUUCGAACGAUUGUUUCGUUUUUCUUCAAAUUAUUUUCACAACCAAAGUUGAAGAAUGCUUAGGUGUUCCAUUUGGCAAACGAGUCAAUCAUUUGCUAUGUUAAGUUUUGUUAAUUACAAUAAAAAUAAAUCACAAAGU